AUGAUUGUCUUAUAUAUUCAGAAUUCCCGAGAUUGGCGUCAAAUUAUUGAGCAACAACGUUUACCGAGUCCUGGUGAUCCGGAUAGUCGUAAUCGAAUUGAUGCUGAUUCGAAAUUUCAAGUUCGCCCAAAUAAGGAUACUGAAACAUCUUACGGGCAAGCUUUGGAUCUUCAGAAAACUUUCAAUUCUAAAAAUUUCAAUUUCUCACUUUGUGGAAACAAAAAGAUAACCAGGCAUUUGUCGCAAUCAGAAGUGGCACAAAUGAAAAAAUCCAAUUCGGGUAUCGAAAAUCUUUCAUCCGCUGAUCAUUUCAGAAAAUCAUCAGAGAACAAUCGAUCCAUUGCAUCAAAUUCAAAUAGAGCUUAUGCGUCGAAUGAAACAAACAGUCGUAAAGAAAUCACUAAACCGUCAUCGAAUACAGAUGAACCGCUGUUAUCAGUGAGUGGAAAACAUCGAUGCUCACAUUGACGUGGUGCUGCAAUGAUCAUUGAAUCGUUGAAUUUGUUUUAUCAUUUGAGUUGCUUCCGAUGUUACGUCUGUAAGAUGACAUUGGGAAAUGGAACGCGUGGCACCGAUGUUCGGGUCCGUGAUUCUAAGCUUCAUUGCCAAAGUUGCUAUAGCAGUGAGGAAUCUGGUCUUAAGUUUAGUAAAGUUUAG
Messenger RNA from Acanthocheilonema viteae, 657 nucleotides. NCBI's taxonomy places the organism in Eukaryota, Metazoa, Nematoda, Chromadorea, Rhabditida, Onchocercidae. The record is from the annotation of a GenBank genome assembly.